Molecule: messenger RNA, 2393 nt
Organism: Labrus bergylta (ballan wrasse)
Lineage: Eukaryota; Metazoa; Chordata; Actinopteri; Labriformes; Labridae
Molecular function (GO): zinc ion binding
Source: RefSeq, a predicted model, not a curated record
CACAGGAUACAGCUGAGAUUGAGUGCAGUAAUCGAAGGUCUAGUUCUUUACUACUAAACUUCUAUUUGGACACAUAGAUUAGUUUUCCAGCUGCUCAUAUAACCUCAGUGGGAGAACACAGAGGAAUGUUAACAGGAAGUAGAGCAAACAGCAGGAAUUUGAGGGUUCAGAAGGGAAGAGAAGAAGUAGUCUCAAAGCCACAACAAAGAGGGAAAAAUGGGCAGUGAGUACAAAUCACUGUCGCCAGCUGGCUCAUGCAGAAGUUUGUCCGUCGAGACGUCAGAGUGCUUUAUAUGCAGGGAUGUUGAACUUAAAGCCAGUGACCCACUCAGGAAUUUCUGUGACUGCAAGAAUUUACUUGCCCAUCACGUGUGCCUGUCCACAUGGAUCCAGAGGGGAUGUGGGAGUGAAGACAAGCUGCAGUGCAUUGUCUGCAAAGCCAAGUACCAGCUCCAGAGGACUUCUCCGUGGUGGUUGAUGAGCCUCCAGUGGCAGAUGUGGCUCGUGCUCAUCACUGCUUUAGCUUUGCUGUCUCUGGUGCCGUAUGUUGUUUACCGCAUGAUGACCGCUUUCACCAACCCUCCUCCUCCCGUCACCUUUAAAGUGGCAGCAGCCUCUUUUGGACUGCUGACAGAGAUCCUGCUGAUCAAGUGUCUGUCCAGCUACCUCAGCAGUCGCUACCAGCACGCCGAGCAGAUCUCCUUCACAGUCCGACCAAGAUGGUUUGAGGAGGACCGAUCGAGGCCGGGCAGCUGGGAUCGCUCAGAAGCCGCUUCAGCAGCAGCAGGUCACGCUACAUCUGCGGCCUCAUACAGUCGAGUGGAGGAAAGAAAAGUGGAUGUGUUGAAGAGUGGAUGUCUGAGCUUUUACUGAACCACUAACAGAAGGAGACUACAGAACACAGGGUGAGAGUAAAUCCUCUGGGUAUUAUAGGUUUCUAACAGCCGUUCAAGAUAUCACAUCAGUUUAUCAGCGUGGUAUUUAUGAGAUCUUGCACUUUAAAGCCCAUUUUUGAGGUGUCAAAUAUUCAUAUUUUCCUCUAUAUCAAAGACUCUCACUUAAUUCAGCAAAUAUAUUCUCACAUAUUGCAAAUUGAUCGUCAGGCAGCUAAUGCACGCAGCUUUCAUGAGUGUGUUCAGGCUCAGAGAGGGAAAGAAAGCCUGAAAUCACUCUCUUUCCUUAAUGAUGUCCACACAGAGACAAUGGGGCGCCGCUCUGAUUAGUGUCACCUGUCCUUGUGCAUCUCAUCAGCUCCAUUAUGGCUCCGGCUCCCAUGCUUCUCCUGCUAAUUGAAUAGCCUGUGAAGUGGUGACGAGCACGGGGGCGAGAGCAGCGUCUGUCCCGCUGCUGCUGCACAAAUGAGAGUAAAGCUUCCCAGUGAGACGCUGCUGUAGUUCUUACAGCAUAAACCAUUAUCAUACAGAUAGAAAAGGUGCUAACAAGUAGCGCUCAUCUUAUAUUACCAUCACAUCAUCAACGAAUUAUGUUCAUAUAUAACAGCUUGAAUCAGCUUCCACUCCUUUCAGGGGGAUGUAAUGCCACAGGAAACAUUUCUUCAGUAUCAGCGCGUUCUAUUUGAACACAGCCAUUAAACACUCGCUUAUAGUUUGCAAUUAUACAUGAACGUAUCUGCACAUGGCAAAGCAAACAUUUGACAUUUCUGGAGAUACACUCCUUUGUUUUUCUAUCAGAAGUUGGACAAUAAAAUGAUUUGUACUCACCAAUACAUCUGUUGAGUGUACCGUUAACCUAGCUUAGCAUAAAGACUCGGUUUAAUGGCAACCAAGUCUGCCUUGAUGAACCUCAAUAGAUGACAAAAUAACACAAUAUAUCAUGUCUGUUCAGUCUCUACCGAAACCUUCAUUUUUAUGGUGUUUUUUUUCACUCGUCUCUCGUGUCAACUUUGCAAUCCUAAAUAAACAGAUCUUCUGCUUUCAGCUAACAGCUAGUUGAGAAACACUCACAUCUAAUUUAAUGUGACUGUAAAGCAACACAUGACGGACUUUAUGAAACCGUUCAGUAAUGUUAAGGAAAAAGAAAUGGGUUGUAUUCUAGGAAAUUCUUUCAUCUUGUUGAUGACUUGUCAGUAUUCAUUAUGUGUCCAGUUUUAAAUAAAUGGGUAGUCGGCUCUAAUCGACCUUAUUGGAAGAAAAGUCUGAAUUGUUGCUCUGUCAUCACCAAAGAAAACGUUAUGUGGCUUUUUUUAGGAAGUUCUCUUGAAAUGCAUUCAUUGCUAUCUGUAAAUAAAUGCUCCUUUAUAAAAGUUACCUGCUCUAAACAGUUAUGUGUCCUAUAUUAUAUUGAAUAACUGAAAAUUGUGUCACUUUUAUAAAACGACUGAACUUCUUCACUGUUCAAUAAUGUUUAUAUGUGGAAACAAAUAAAAAAGCGAG